AUGAGAUUGAUCUACUUCUAUUGCUCUCACAAGUGUGAAACAAGUUCUGGUUCUCUAAGGUUCAGAAUGUCUCAGCAAUCGAAUGAUGAAUCUCCCAUUUCAGACUCAGCAACACCGGAAGAGUCCUCUAACCCUAAUAGGGUCCUUAAGGUUGUCCCUUUAAGGAGGAUUAGCAGUGACGAAGUAAAGGCCACAAAGCCUAAAAUGACUCAUGCAAAACGACCCAAGGAGGGUAUUCACAACAAGGGUACCAAAUCCUCAGCAUCUGCUACCAUGAAGGAACUUACUAAAGAAGGAUCCAAGUAUGUCGAUAGCGCAAUUACCAGGAUUGUUAAUCGUAUUCUGAAGGAGAAUCAUCAAGUUCCUAGAAUAUCUAUUCCUCUUCAAACCAUAAUGGUUGAUCCCCUCAAUAGCACCAGUAAGGUUGAGGCUGUUCACACCGUUGAUAUUGACCUAGAAAUCAACAAGGAUGAACAAGGGGUUACUAAGAAUACCAAUGUCACCGAGGAUGUCAAUGACAUUGACAAUAAUGAGCAUCCUAAGGCCAAUACUGAAAUUGAUACUAAUGUGGUAGACUUAGAUGAGUACUCUGACGACGAAUUACUUACCUCCUUGAAUCCGAGUGUAGCCAACAGGCUAAUGACAAGAAGAAAAGGCAAAGUUGUUGUUCAAGGAUCACCAAAGGGGAGCACUCAAGUGAACAACCCUGCCAAAGACACUGUCAGGAAGAAGAGUACUUCUGCAGGUCCUGUCAAGAGCAAAGCUCAGUGUCAUUCCAAAGAAAAGAAAAGAAAAGAGCGGGAAAUUGUUGAACCUGAAUCUGAUGUUGAAGCUAAUGUGCCUGACAUUCCAUCAAGGAAGAAGCCUACAACCAGUAAGCUUGCUACUAGCAUCCCUGAAGUUCCCAUUGAUAAUGUGUCUUUCCACUAUGCCUCUAGUGUCAGCAGAUGGAAAUAUGUUCUCCAAAAGAGAUUGGCUGUUGAAAGGGAAUUGGCUCCAAAUUCUCUUGAAAACAAGGAGGUCUUAGAGCUGAUUCAAGAAGCUGGACUGCUAAAAAUUGUGAGCAAUCUUCCCAAAUGUUAUGAGAAGCUGGUCAAAGAAUUUGUGGUAAACCUAUCUGAAGAUUGUGGCAAUAGCAGAAGUGCAGACUAUAGAAAGGUGCUUGUAAGAGGUAAGUGUGUAUCGUUCUCUCCUUCUGUGAUUAAUAAAUUCUUGGGAAGAAUAGAUGAAGCUCAAAUCGAGCUGGAGGUAACGAACAACCAAGUCUGUCAAGUGAUCACAGCCAAGCAGGUAAAAAGCUGGCCCAUGAAAGAGAAGCUAACUGCAAGUAAGCUAAGCAUCAAGUAUGCAAUGCUUCACAGAAUAGGAGCAGCUAAUUGGGUUCCAAAAAAUCACAAGUCCACUAUCUCCACUAUGCUUGGUAGAUUUCUGUAUGUUGUAGGAACAAAGGCAAAGUUUGAUUAUGGAGCAUAUAUUUUUAACCAAACCAUGAAGCAUGCUGGAAGCUUCAGUAUUAAGGGUCCAAUCGCCUUUCCAUCCCUCUUGAGUGGUAUAAUUCUGGAUCAAUAUUCAAACAUUCUCAAUGAACAUGAUGUAGUGUGCAAAAGAGAAAGUCCCUUGGCUUUCCAUUAUAAACUGUUUCAGGGAAAGCAUGUUCCAGACAUUGUCAUGACAUCAGCUGAAACUUCCAAAUCUGGAGCAUCAGUUAGUAAAGCUGAAGUCAUAGCAAUACUAAAAGAGACUUGCAAAGAACUGGAAUCUAGAAAAAUGUCUCUUGAACAAAUGAUACGUACUUUGGAAAUGGAUGAGAAUGAGGAGUUUGCAGAUACUAGAGAGAUGGAAGAUAAAGAUGAUCAAGAAUUGGAAGAAGAAAGUGCUAGUCCUGCUGAUGACUCUGAGAAAGAAUGUUCUUCAGACACCUCAGCUGGAUCUGACUCUGAGCAGUAA
Molecule: messenger RNA, 1947 nt
Organism: Vicia villosa (hairy vetch)
Lineage: Eukaryota; Viridiplantae; Streptophyta; Magnoliopsida; Fabales; Fabaceae
Exons: 2
Coding region: 1-1947 (648 amino acids)
Source: RefSeq, a predicted model, not a curated record